UAUUGUCUCGUUCGCCUAACUUUUUAUGUGCGUAAACAAAUACAUUAUUUGUUUUUAGAAAAUUGGAGUGCUUGUAUUAAUUAAAAUAUAGUGGAUUUGCUGCCGGAAUUGUACAUUUUUAUAAUUUCAUUUCCACCGGUUCGGAUAACAGUGAAUGAAGUAAAAUCUCGAUCGAUUCCUGUUCAAUCCUGUCAGCAAUCGGUACCAUACUGGAGUGGUGUUAGCAAACUCCUGACUUUUGUCUCGCGGAACGUUACCCGGAUUCCUGUAAAGACGUAUGAAAUAGUUUUGAAUCCAUCGGUGACAUCCGCUUCGGCUGUAAUGGGAAUCAACGCUAGCCGCUCCUCAAAGCUUCAUACAUCUGCUUCCAGCAGACAAGAUAGUAAGAAGCCUCCCGGUGCCGAAGCUCCCGGCCAAGGCGAACACGACACCAUGAGCGUGGAGAACAAGGCCGAACUGCUCGCCAAACUUAGCCCGCUGCAGUACCACGUGACGCAGGAGGCCGGCACCGAGCGACCCUUCACUGGAAAGUACAACAAAUUCUACGAGCAGGGAACCUACGUCUGUGUGGUAUGCUACCAGGAGCUGUUCAGCUCGGACACGAAAUACGACUCCGGUUGCGGUUGGCCGGCCUUCAAUGAUGUGCUCGACAAGGGCAAGGUGACGCUGCACGCCGACGCUAGUCUAGCCGGUGGCAAUCUCCUAUUGUUAAUUACACAACCAGGCCGCGUGCGGACCGAGGUCAGGUGCUCCAAAUGUAGCGCCCACAUGGGCCACGUGUUCGAAGAUGGACCGGCGCCGACGCGCAAAAGGUAUUGUAUAAACUCGGCGUCCAUAGAAUUCAUGCCGGCGGGAUCGGAACGCAAGGAUCCGCCAAAGUCUAGUUAGGAGCCUAGGAACUAAACACAGCAUUGUGACGAGAAUCGGAAGCGAUGAUGGACAUCUGUAGACGCUAGUCGCGUUUGUAUGAUAAACUGAUGCGUAUAAAGUGUCAAAUACAAGUUCUACCAAUGAUGGAAAGUCGAACUAAUUGAGCAAAACAGUUGAAUGAUAAUUAUAUCAACAUUGCAUUCUCACUGAAAACCGUUUAAAACAGUUGUGCAGUUCAUCUCAUACUUCAACAAUUGCCAUUUUUAUGUUAUUUAGUGUUGUAUAGGUUUUCUUAAAUACUGAAGCAAUUUCUUCAACCUUGUGUUAUAAAUCAGAUAACUUAAGAGCUGUACAGAUUUAUCCCGUUCCUCAAUGUAUAUUUAGCGACACUCGUACACUUUUUCAAUGCGAUCAAUAUCGAGACCCAUUGUAGUUAUUUAUUGAAAUAUUGUAAAGAUUAUCAGAAUGAUUAACAAACCGAACUUACGGUCGAAAGUGGCAAGCAAUGGUAAAAUCAAUAUUCAGCUAUUUGGCAAGCUUAUCCAACAAAUUUUAAGGAAAACGAACAUUGAUAAUAAAUAACCAAAUUAA
Molecule: messenger RNA, 1461 nt
Organism: Armigeres subalbatus
Lineage: Eukaryota; Metazoa; Arthropoda; Insecta; Diptera; Culicidae
Gene: SelR
Product: methionine-R-sulfoxide reductase B1
Exons: 4
Coding region: 322-888 (188 amino acids)
Biological process (GO): protein repair; response to oxidative stress
Cellular component (GO): cytoplasm
Molecular function (GO): peptide-methionine (R)-S-oxide reductase activity
Source: RefSeq, a predicted model, not a curated record